This is a messenger RNA of Setaria italica (foxtail millet), 817 nucleotides long. Its product is annotated as thioredoxin H-type. The transcript has 3 exons. The record is from RefSeq and is a predicted model, not a curated record. Lineage: Eukaryota; Viridiplantae; Streptophyta; Magnoliopsida; Poales; Poaceae. The coding region runs from base 99 to 494 and encodes 131 amino acids.
GCCGAGGAGGAGAAGCCGAGAGGGAGACAGAACAACCGCGUCCGUCCAGUGUGUCCACCCCUCGCGUUAGAAACACAAGCGGUACGCGCGAGACAGAGAUGGCGUCUUCGGGUGCUGAGGCGGCGCCGGCGCCGGCGCCGCCACCGGUGGGACCGGCGGAGGGCUCUGUGAUUGCGAUCCACAGCCUGGACGAGUGGAGCAUCCAGAUCGAGGAGGCCAUCAGCAAAAACAAGCUGGUAGUGAUCGACUUUACCGCAUCAUGGUGCCCGCCAUGCCGCACCAUCGCUCCAAUUUUCGCUGAGAUGGCCAAGAAGAACUCAAAUGUUGUUUUCCUGAAGGUCGAUGUUGAUGAAAUGAAGGCCAUUGCUGAGCAAUUCAGUGUUGAGGCCAUGCCAACCUUCCUGUUCAUGAAGGAGGGCGAAGUCAAGGACAGGGUUGUCGGUGCAGCAAAGGAUGAGCUGGCCGUGAAGCUUGAGCUCCAUAUGGCCCAGUAGACCAGUGAUGUUAUAAUGAAGUAUUUGCCUAAAUAAGAAGACGCUUCAACUCAGAGAGAACUAGUGCCUCUAUGAUGUACUCGUAUGUAGUAUUGACUCCUAUCCUACUCUUUAUGCAGCUUGAUCCAAGCUUGUGCUUUGCCUAUCAUGUCUCGUCUUUCAGCUGUCUCGUCUUUCAGCUGAGAUGCUAGAAUGGUAAAUCAGCGUCAGAAUCUUGGAAAUUGUUUGACUAUUGUAGUCAUCUAGUUUUUGAGGUAUUUGCCUAUCAGCCACUGAAGUUUUUGUUUAGCCACAACGCGCUGGUUAUUAUGGGCUUUCAGAUU